CAAGACUGUACAUAUAUAAUUGAUUAUUAUAAUAAUAAUACAUAGAAAAAAAAGGUUUUGUAUUAAAGCAAUCAAUGCGCGUACAAAAUGGAUGCCAGUGUUUACGUUAUUUUAUGUUGUCUUGUGCUUGGUGGAGAUGCGUCUGGCUCGUGUGGGGCAUUGACAAUUAUGAAGCCUACAUUUGUGAAUAGAAACGUCACUUUAAAAUUCAUCCCUCGCAACCAACGGAUCACAAACAUUGUCUGGAAGUAUACUCCGGGGUGGAAUGAAACAAAUAAACACGCAGUAGAAGGGCUGAAGGGACGUUUUCCACAAGCUGUUCAAGAUGGGUCACACUAUCAUACUAUGUUGUUCUUUGCGGAUAAAUCUUACAAUAAUUCAAAAUUUCAUGUUCAAUGUAGAGAAAAAAAAGAUGUCACAAGAUCAAACACAGUAAAGAUACACUUACAUGAAAUCAUGAACAAAUGUGGCAAUCUGAUGCUCAUAUCCCCGCAAAUAAAAUAUGGCUAA
Molecule: messenger RNA, 510 nt
Organism: Mya arenaria
Lineage: Eukaryota; Metazoa; Mollusca; Bivalvia; Myida; Myidae
Exons: 3
Coding region: 88-510 (140 amino acids)
Source: RefSeq, a predicted model, not a curated record